Molecule: messenger RNA, 1235 nt
Organism: Sinocyclocheilus anshuiensis
Lineage: Eukaryota; Metazoa; Chordata; Actinopteri; Cypriniformes; Cyprinidae
Product: gastrula zinc finger protein XlCGF49.1-like
Exons: 2
Coding region: 85-840 (251 amino acids)
Biological process (GO): regulation of transcription by RNA polymerase II
Molecular function (GO): DNA-binding transcription factor activity; RNA polymerase II cis-regulatory region sequence-specific DNA binding
Source: RefSeq, a predicted model, not a curated record
GCAGGUCUGCUCCUUACCACAUAGCAAUUCGUCCUGUCAGCCUACAAGUGAAGAAGCUCGAGUUUAUAAAAGAACAGUGAGGACAUGAGUCAUCCAGAACCCAGCAGAAUAAAAUGCGAAGUUACUGAAAAACAAAGAGACCCGGUUAAAGAGAAUGAAGAUGGUGAACAACUGAGUGAUGCAGAGGAAAAACAUGUCAAAAGUGGAGAAAGUAAUUUUUUGCUGAAAAGCAGAGCCAAAAAAUCUUUCACCUGCUCUCAGUGUGGAAGGGGUUUCUCAUGCAAACAAAGUCUUAAGAUUCACAUGAGAGUUCAUAGUGGAGAGAAACCGCACACGUGUGAUCAAUGUGGGACGAGUUUUGCACGAAAAGAAACCCUUAUUUCUCACAUGAAAAUCCACACUGGAGAGAAACCGCACACAUGCGAUCAAUGCGGGAGGAGGUUUGCACAGGCAAGAACUUUUAAAUUACAUCUGCGUUCUCAUUCUGGAGAAAGACCAUAUAACUGUGAUCAGUGUGGUAAAAGCUUUUCUUAUGGAGAUUCCCUGAAGAGCCACCUAAAAGUUCACACAAAGGAGAAGCCUUAUGUGUGUUCUUUGUGUGGAAAGAGUUUUCCACGACUAGGUGCUUUUAAAUUACACCAUAAAAGACACAGCGGUGUGAAAGAGCACAUGUGCUUUGAUUGUGGGAAAACCUUCAUUACAUCUGAUAAACUGAAACGACACCAGAUAAUCCACAGUGGAGAAAAACCUUACAACUGUUCACAAUGUGACAAGGUAUUCUCUCAACCAGAACAUCUGAAAAGACAUAAGAUGAUCCACACUAGAGAAAGCUCUUUCUGACUUCUGAAAAGCCACACAGUGUGGGAAGAGUUUCACACAUGUAAGUGGUCUUAAAUCACAUUUGCUUUCACAUUAUGGAAAAAGACCAUUGUAAAACAGACUCCUGCCUUCUAAUGAGACCUUCUGAACUUGUUCUGAAAACGGGACUGAGAUCUUUGCCAAACCCCUUUCUAAAUGACAAAGAGACUAUCUUUAAUAUUAAAGACAUUCUAUACUUUAGUUUCAUUUCAGUUAAGACUCUUGUUAGCUAGUUCAGUUACAGCCAGUUCAAUUGUGCACUGGACAAUUCAAAUAUUGAUUCUGUUAAAAUUCCUGUGACUUCAAAAUGUUUAAUACCUUUUGAGCUUUCUGUUAACUCUGAUCAGUGAUGCAAUAAAAAUGUUUUUGAACAGGUU